AUGGUACUGCUCACUCGUUCCCUCAUUCGUUUGGCAUCAAGACCGUCUCCUUGUGCCCGUUCAAUCUUCACAGCUUCUGCUUUUGCGAGACCAACACCCACUUUGACGACGCGAUCUGCUUUUCGCUCGCAGAAGCUCAAUCAUACUUUUAAAAUAAUCAGAAUGCUAACGGGUGAUAAACGUGAAAAGGUUAAGGUACUCCUUGUCUUGUACGACGGAAAGAAGCACGCAGAAGAGGUCCCAGAGCUUCUUGGCACAACUGAAAACGAGCUCGGUAUCCGCAAAUGGCUCGAGGAUCAAGGACAUGAGCUCAUCACCACCUCCGACAAGGAGGGAGAAAAUUCCGAGUUCGACAAGCACUUGGUAGAUGCAGAGAUUAUCAUUACUACUCCUUUCCACCCGGGUUACCUCACUGCUGAACGUCUUGCCAAGGCCAAGAACCUCAAGAUUGCCAUCACAGCCGGUAUUGGAUCGGAUCACGUCGAUCUCAAUGCUGCCAACAAGACCAACGGUGGUAUCACCGUUGCUGAAGUAACAGGAUCCAACGUCGUAUCGGUUGCCGAGCACGUCGUCAUGACCAUCUUGGUUCUCGUCCGCAACUUUGUCCCCGCACACGAACAAAUCCAAGCUGGAGAAUGGGAUGUUGCCGCCGCUGCCAAGAACGAGUUCGACCUUGAGGGUAAGGUCGUUGGUACCGUUGCUGUUGGAAGAAUCGGUGAGCGUGUCUUGAGAAGAUUGAAGCCUUUCGACUGCAAGGAGUUGUUGUACUUCGACUACCAACCUCUUAAGCCAGAGAUUGAGAAGGAGAUUGGAUGUAGACGUGUUACUGAUUUGGAGGAGAUGUUGGCUCAGUGUGAUGUUGUUACUAUAAACUGCCCUCUCCACGAGAAGACCAGAGGUCUUUUCAACAAGGAGUUGAUCUCCAAGAUGAAGAAGGGAUCCUGGUUGGUCAACACCGCCCGUGGAGCUAUCGUCGUCAAGGAAGAUGUUGCUGAUGCCCUCAAAUCUGGCCACCUCCGCGGUUAUGGAGGAGACGUCUGGUUCCCACAACCAGCACCAAAAGACCACCCACUCCGCUACGCAAAGAACCCAUUCGGUGGUGGAAACGCCAUGGUUCCCCACAUGUCGGGUACUUCCUUGGAUGCUCAAAAGAGAUAUGCCGAUGGUACCAAGGCUAUUCUCCAGAGCUACUUGUCCGGUAAACAUGAUUACCGACCUGAGGAUUUGAUUGUUAUCGGUGGUGACUAUGCUACUAAGGCUUAUGGUGAGAGAGCGAAGUCUAGUGGUACUGCUGGUGCCAAUAAGGCAUAG
This is a messenger RNA of Sclerotinia sclerotiorum 1980 UF-70, 1311 nucleotides long. Its product is annotated as formate dehydrogenase. Gene Ontology annotation, molecular function: formate dehydrogenase (NAD+) activity; oxidoreductase activity, acting on the CH-OH group of donors, NAD or NADP as acceptor; NAD binding. The record is from RefSeq and is a predicted model, not a curated record. The transcript is spliced from 4 exons. Gene Ontology annotation, cellular component: cytosol. Bases 1 to 1311 code for a protein of 436 amino acids. NCBI's taxonomy places the organism in Eukaryota, Fungi, Ascomycota, Leotiomycetes, Helotiales, Sclerotiniaceae.